Glycine soja is the source of this 873-nucleotide messenger RNA. Its product is annotated as DNA repair RAD52-like protein 1, mitochondrial. Gene Ontology annotation, biological process: double-strand break repair via homologous recombination. The transcript has 4 exons. Gene Ontology annotation, molecular function: DNA binding. Bases 28 to 552 code for a protein of 174 amino acids. NCBI's taxonomy places the organism in Eukaryota, Viridiplantae, Streptophyta, Magnoliopsida, Fabales, Fabaceae. The record is from RefSeq and is a predicted model, not a curated record.
GUGAGUGGGAGGCAUUUUGAUUUGAGAAUGGCAUCAGCGUGUCUGAAAUUGAGAAAUUUGAGCAGAGGAGGAGGAGCAUUUAGGUGUGGGCGUUAUUCGAAGUUGAUACAUGCAGAGAGAGAGAGAGAAGAAGAAGAAGAGGAGGUGCCGAGUUCUAGAAUCUCUAGGCCGCUCUCUGAAAUACUGAAAGAGCUGAACAAGAAAGUACCGGACUCCCUCGUCAAAACCCGCCUCCAGAAAGAUCAAGAUGCCUCCCCCAUCAGAUUCAUUCCCUGGCAUGUUGUCAAUCGCAUUUUGAACUUACACGCUCCUGAGUGGUCUGGUGAGGUUCGGAAUAUCACCUAUUCCGCCGAUGCCAAGUCUGUCUCCGUUGUCUACCGAGUUACCCUUUAUGGGACUGAUGCUGAGAUAUUUAGGGAAUCAACUGGUACUGCUUCAGUAGACGACACAAGUUAUGGAGAUCCUGUACAGAAGGCAGAAGCAAUGGCUUUUCGUAGAGCUUGUGCACGCUUUGGACUGGGGCUCCACCUUUAUCAUGAAGAUGCAUCAUAAUUAACCAGCAGUUCUGCUUCUCAGCUUCAAUGUUUUGAUGAUGGCCAUCGUUUUCUUUUUUGCCUAUAGUUAUGAUCAUUUGUGAUCAUAUUGCAACACUAGAAGGGAAAUAUUUUGUUGUAACCUGAUGGAGACCUACUAAGCUUCAAUCACUGUAUGCAAGGUUUGCCAUAUUUUUUAUCCUUUGAACUUCUCCAGUUAUCUGCCAUGCAAUUGGGAGAAUUUAUGUUCUAUUACACAUCUGAUGUAGAACAGUUAGAACAGUUUUAUGCAACCUCGUUCAUUGUGGUAUGUAAUGCUAACGGCUGUACUUAUGACAUA